Molecule: messenger RNA, 2680 nt
Organism: Arabidopsis thaliana (thale cress)
Lineage: Eukaryota; Viridiplantae; Streptophyta; Magnoliopsida; Brassicales; Brassicaceae
Product: Leucine-rich repeat protein kinase family protein
Exons: 11
Coding region: 1-2592 (863 amino acids)
Cellular component (GO): membrane
Molecular function (GO): protein kinase activity; ATP binding; nucleotide binding
Source: RefSeq, marked reviewed
AUGAGGGCUAAUCUCGUUUUCGGCAUAUUUUGUGCCCUUGUUACCACCAUUUUAGUUCACGGCCAAGACCAAUCAGGUUACAUCAGCAUCGAUUGUGGCAUACCUCCUUACGAUACCCCUGAAGACACUAUGACUAACAUUAAUUACGUCUCCGAUGAAGCUUUCAUAACCACCGGCGUAAACUUCAAGGUCUCUGAAGAAUACGGCUAUCCAAAAAACCCGGUAUUGCUGUCAACUCUUGCUGAAGUAAGAGCUUUCCCUCAAGGAAACAGAAACUGUUACACCUUAAAACUUUCACAAGGAAAAGAUCAUCUUUAUCUCAUUAGAGCUUCCUUUAUGUAUGGAAACUACGAUGGUAAAAAAGCUUUGCCUGAGUUUGAUCUCUAUGUAAACGUGAACUUCUGGUCGACAGUGAAAUUCAAAAAUGCUUCUGAUCAAGUCACCAAAGAGAUUUUAAGCUUUGCAGAGUCGGAUACAAUAUAUGUUUGCCUUGUGAAUAAAGGCAAAGGAACUCCUUUUAUUUCAGGGUUAGAGCUCCGACCAGUGAACAGCUCAAUCUACGGUACUGAAUUUGGAAGAAAUGUCUCUUUGGUUCUCUAUCGAAGAUGGGACAUUGGAUAUUUAAACGGAACAGGACGGUACCAAGACGAUAGAUUCGAUCGUAUUUGGUCUCCAUACUCCUCAAAUAUCUCCUGGAACUCGAUUAUAACAUCGGGCUAUAUCGAUGUUUUUCAGAACGGUUAUUGUCCACCUGAUGAAGUUAUUAAGACAGCUGCUGCUCCUGAAAACGUUGAUGAUCCGUUGGAAUUGUUCUGGACAUCAGACGAUCCAAAUGUUCGGUUCUACGCAUAUCUUUACUUCGCGGAACUCGAAACACUAGAGAAGAAUGAGACUAGAAAGAUCAAGAUUUUGUGGAAUGGUUCCCCUGUUUCUGAAACUUCUUUCGAACCUUCUUCAAAAUAUUCAACGACGUUUUCUAAUCCAAGAGCUUUCACUGGUAAAGAUCACUGGAUUUCUAUUCAGAAGACUGUAGAUUCAACGCUUCCACCGAUUCUCAAUGCUAUAGAGAUUUUUACCGCACAAUCUCUAGAUGAAUUUUCCACCACAAUUGAAGACAUUCAUGCUAUAGAAAGCAUAAAAGCAACUUAUAAAGUGAACAAGGUUUGGAGUGGUGAUCCUUGCUCCCCAAGAUUAUUCCCUUGGGAAGGUGUUGGAUGCAGCGACAACAAUAAUAAUCAUCAAAUCAAGUCCCUGAAUCUUAGCUCAAGCGGAUUACUAGGACCAAUAGUCUUGGCAUUUAGAAAUCUCUCUCUUCUUGAGUCAUUGGAUUUAUCCAACAAUGACCUGCAACAAAAUGUGCCUGAGUUUUUGGCUGAUCUAAAACAUUUGAAAGUCCUGAAUUUGAAAGGAAACAAUUUUACUGGGUUUAUCCCAAAAUCCCUUAUGAAAAAGUUAAAGGCCGGUUUACUUACGCUCAGUGCGGAUGAGCAAAACCUUUGUAACUCAUGUCAAGAAAAGAAGAAGAAGAAGAGCAUGGUCGUGCCAAUAGCUGUAGCAGCAUCAGUGAUCGUUCUCGUUGUCGUCUUGGUUAUCAUAUGGAUCAUACUAAGGCAAAGAAAAAAAGGAGCCUAUUCAGGACCACUCCUGCCUUCAGGGAAGAGAAGGUUCACAUAUAAUGAGGUCUCUAGCAUAACAAACAACUUCAAUAAAGUGAUUGGUAAAGGAGGGUUUGGUAUUGUGUACCUUGGUUCCCUUGAAGAUGGGACUAAAAUUGCUGUAAAGAUGAUAAACGAUUCUUCAUUGGCAAAACCUAAAGGAACUUCAUCAUCAUCAUUAUCCCGGGCUUCUAACCAAUUCCAAGUCGAGGCAGAGCUUCUUUUGACAGUGCAUCACCGUAACUUAGCUUCAUUUGUUGGAUACUGCGAUGAUGAUCGUAGCAUGGCUCUCAUCUACGAGUACAUGGCCAACGGCAACUUGCAGGCUUAUCUUUCAAGUGAGAAUGCAGAGGAUCUUAGUUGGGAAAAGAGACUCCAUAUAGCCAUAGAUUCUGCACAAGGUUUGGAGUAUUUGCACGAUGGAUGCAGACCAGCAAUAGUACAUAGAGACGUUAAAACAGCAAACAUUCUAAUAAACGAUAACUUGGAAGCCAAGAUUGCUGAUUUCGGCCUUUCUAAGGUCUUCCCUGAAGACGAUCUCAGCCACGUCGUGACUACCGUCAUGGGCACUCCCGGCUACGUUGAUCCUGAAUACUACAGAACAUUUGUGCUGAACGAGAAGAGCGACGUGUACAGUUUUGGGGUCGUUCUUCUUGAACUCAUCACUGGCCAGCGAGCCAUCAUCAAAACAGAAGAAGGAGACAAUAUCAGCGUUAUUCACUACGUUUGGCCGUUCUUUGAGGCUAGAGAACUAGACGGCGUCGUGGACCCGCUGCUUCGGGGAGACUUCUCGCAGGACUCAGCUUGGAAGUUUGUGGAUGUGGCAAUGUCUUGCGUCAGAGAUAAAGGAUCGAAUAGACCAACGAUGAACCAGAUCGUAGCGGAGCUGAAACAGUGCCUAGCUGCUGAGCUGGACCGUGAGCCACAGAGCCAGUGAAAGUCAAAGAGAUUACGGAGAAGUAGGACGAAGCCAAAUGGAUUAAAAGAGGUUUGGAUAAUUUCUAUAUAGGUUAUUUGUGUUGUAU